CAAUCACCGGGUAAACUAGCACGGUUGUGCAACAAUGUAAACCUCAAGUAUCCUGGAUAUUUUUUUACAAUUGCCAAGUUAUGUUUUAUUAUCUUGAAGACAUAAAUAAUCUUUCACAAACGUAAAGAGAUAAUAAAUGCGUGUCGACCAGACCCCAGAUGAUCUCUUGAUCUGGUUGGCAGAAAGCAAGUCACAGUAUGGCCGCUGGUUCUGCAGUCGGGGAGGGUCAGCUUCAACGCAUUAUCAGAGAACUGCACGAUGCUAUAUCAGAGAUAGCAAAAGAGUUCAAGGAGAAUGGAGAACCGAUUACAGAUGACAGCUCCAACCUGCACAAAUUCUCCUAUAAACUGGAGUACCUGCUUCAGUUCGACCAGAAGGAGAAAACAACAUUUCUGGGUUCCAGAAAGGACUACUGGGAUUAUUUCAGUGAUUGUCUGGCCAAAAUCAAAGGAGCAAAUGAUGGAAUCCGUUUUGUCAAAUCUAUUCCAGAGCUGAAGACAUCUCUGGGUAAAGGCCGAGCAUUUAUCCGUUACUCACUGGUACACCAGCGACUGGCUGACACAUUUCAACAGUGCCUUAUGAACCAAAGAGUCACCAGUGACUGGUAUAAUUCCCGGAGUCCAUUACUAAAAUCCCAUCUCAGUGUGGACAUCAUUACUUAUCUCUAUGAGUUAAAUGACGUUCAGUUUGAUUUGGCAUCCAGAGGUCAUGAUCUCGACUCAGCAUGGCCCACUUUUGCAAGGAGGACGUUGGGUAUGACUAGCUCGCCCAGUCACAUGUGGAAACCACCAAGUCGUAGUUCGAGUAUUAACAGUUUGGCUAGCAGCUACUCGCAGCAGACCCACGAGUUUCCUGGAAGUCCAGACUUUGGACAUGGACUUCUAUCUGAUUUGUCUAUGCAAAGCUCCAGCAUACUAAAUGAAUCUUCAAUCAGUGCUGAAGAUGAACUUCGUCUGGAGCUGGACCAGUCCGAACUGAAGCAAAGAGAGCUGCUUGACCGGGUGCAGGAGUUAGGUGGAGAAUCGGCUGAACUCCGCGGGGUCGUGAUGGAACUCCAAAGACAGCUGGAUGUUUCUCUGGAUGCCCAAGCCAACCAUCAGGAACUUCAGAAGAACUUGCAUGUGCUAGCUGAGAGAGAACGAACCUUGUCCCAUGAGCUGGAGGUCUUAAGGGGACGGGAGAGCGUCAGAGAGGCUUCCCAUAAGGACCUCCAAGACAUGCUGGCAGUAGCGGAGAGGAAAAAUGAAGAACUGAUGGCUAAGCUAGAUGGAGUACUGAAUGAGAAAGGACAGAGAGCAUCCAGCGACUUCAACUCUGCCCAGAAGAUUCACCAACUGUUAAAUGAAUUGAAGGAGGCCGAAAAUGUAAGAAUGGAAGCUAUAGCGGAGGGAGAAGAAAGACGGAGGCAAGCAGAACGGCUUGCUGAGGAGGUCAGAAUGAAAGAUGGAGCACUCAAAGAAGCAGAAGCCAAAUUAUUCACUUUGACAGAGCAAGGUGAAAAACUGCAGACCAAGACAGAAGAGCACUGUAAUGUCAUUGAAAGACUUCAGGGGGAGCUUGCAGAGCGAGAAAAAGAAACCAGCAACCUGCAGAAGCAACUGCAAGAUGCUUUGGAAAAAUUGGAAAAGCAGACGAGGAAGGAUAGGAAACAAAUGCAAGAGGAUAAAGAAGAGCUUGAGAAAAAGAUGAGAAUUGUAAAAGAAAGUCUAGAAGGUCAGGUACAAACCUUGCAGACUCAGCUAAAGAAUAAAGAAGAUGAACUGCUCUCCAGUACCAAGAAAUUCCAGUUACUGGAGAAAGAAUCAGAGAAGCUUAUGAGCAAGAAUCAGAAUCUAGAUGAGAUGAUAAAAGAAAUGGAUACUAACAUCAAAGACCAGGCCAAGAAGACUGAUGAAUACCAAAAUAAAUGCACUGAGCUUAUGGAGCAAAACAGCAAGCUCCUACAGACGGUGCAAAGGAAUGAGGAGACCACAAAGGAAUUGUCUGAAAGCAAAUCUAUGAUUGAAAAUGAGUUGGCUGGAUUGAGAGCCUCAGAGAAGCAGUUGCGAGCACAGAUCGAUGAUGCUAAAGUCACUGUGGAUGAACGAGAGCAACGGAUGAGAGAUGAGAACAAGAGUUUGGAUGAAAAUCUGCAAAAGGCCAACAUGCAACUGAAGGAAUCGGAGAGUUCCAUCCGCACGCUACAACAGGAGAACAAGGACCUCAUGGAGGUUCAGGUGAGUCUUAAAAGGUCUCUCGCAGCCAUGCAGGAGGAGAUACGUAACAUCAACAGCCAGAUUUCUGAACUUGAGAAGAGUCUCGGUACUGCGAGAUGCAAUGAGGAAAACCUGACUGUGCAACUUAAAGAGAGGGAUUCUCAGCUUGAAGACACGGAGAAGCUUUGUGAGGAGCUCCAAGUAAGGGUAAAAGAACUUGAAGAACGGGAAAGGGAAUUGGAAAAGGGGAAGACUGAGGCAGAAAGAGCUUUUGUUAAACAAACAGAGAUGAUCGAGCAUCUGGAGACUCAGAGGACAAUUGCAGAGAAGGCUCAACUUGAGCAAAGCGCAUGUCAGGCUAAGGAAACCCAAGAUAUGACUUCAAAGGUAAAACUUCUUGAGGAUCAGCUCGGACUGAGUGCAAAAGAAGUAACCAGGCUUCGGGAGGAGUUGGUUGGUCUUAGGGCUAAACUUCACAGUUCUGUGCAGGAGAAAGACAAAACGCAAGCAAGACUGGAAGUCACCGAAGCUUCCUGUGCAGAACUUCAUACCUUGACUGAGCAACUGAAGAAGCAGGCUGAAGAGCAGAACCGAAAGCAUGUGAACGAACUUCUGCAAGCUAGCGAACGAAUAGAAGCUGUUACAUCGCAACUGAGCCAGGAGACGUCUUUACAUUCUCAGUUAUCUGCUCAACUCUCCUCCGCCCAGGAGGAGCUGGUAGACCUGAAGGCACAGAAUGACAGAUUAGUCCUGGAAAAUGGAGAGACCAGAGAAAGUCUCCAUAGGGUCAACACUGAAAUGGCCGAAUUGGGGAUGACAAUUUGCCGGCUGACUGCCGAGCGGGAGGAAGCUCGGGAACGCUGGGUUGCCGAAGCUGCUCGGAUCCAGGAACUGCAAGAGCAGGGUGAGAAGGAAACAGACCGACUUAAUGCCAGUCUGGUGGCUCUUCAUCAGGACAACACUAGUCUUCAAGAGGAGCUCCAGCAGACGGAGAAACUUGCAGGAACUGUGUUGGAGAUAAAGCAGAUGCUGGAUAAAACCGAGGGCGAACGGGAUGCUGCACGAGAGGAGAUUGCCACGAUUAAAUUUCAGAUGAGCACAGAGAGCAUGGCCUACAAGAACCAAAUAAAGCACCUGAAAGAAGAGCUUGAGGGUUUGAAAACUCAGCUAAACAUGGAGAUGAAGAAGACAUCGGAGCUGGAGGCCAAAUUAUCAGAAUUAGAGGGAAUAAAUCUCGAAUACUCUCGACUGAUAGCGGAGAAGGACUCUCACAUAACUAAUUGCGAAGCUUUGAUCCGCGAGGGAGAGAAUGAGACGCAGAAACUGCAGGAAAGUGUAAUGAGCACCAAAGAGGCUCUUGGUGACGUACAGCAUGAGAAGGACCAGUUGAAGCAGAAAUUGGAUCAGGUCUUGAUGGAGACUCAGAACCAGCAGCUCAGAAUGGAAGCUGAAUUGGAAGAUCUGAGUCAAACCAAAUGUAACCUGGAGGAGAGACUGAUCGAGCUCAUCCGGGAUAAAGAUGCUCUGUGGCAGAAGUCGGAUGCUUUGGAGUUUGAGCAGAAAUUGAGAGCGGAGGAACAAUGGUGGCUGGUGGAUAAAGAGGCCACACGCUGCUUGGGCUGUCAGGGUCAGUUCACAUGGUGGCUACGUCGACAUCACUGCAGAUUGUGUGGCCGUAUAUUCUGUUACUACUGCAGCAACAAUUUGGCAAUGACAAAAAAUGGAAAGAAGGAGCGCUGUUGUCGCGAAUGCUACACGCAACACAAUGCCGUAGUGGAGAGAGCUGAACUCAACAGCCAAUCAGAAGAUGACACAUCUCCUCAUAGAAACACUGCUGGCCAACCAACACCUACAGUUACAGUGACAGAUCCAGUUGAGAAGGAUGAUGGGGUGUUUGACAUCAUAACAGAAGAUGAAGUGAACGAAGUCUACGACAGCGACUCGCGCACCACCGCUGAGUCACAUGAGGAAGGAGAUGGGGAACAAACAGGAGAUGUCAACACCUCCAGUGAGAUAAACACAGACGAGCAAGAGGAAAUCUUGACUAUAUAUGAUUCAGAAAUCAACCUUCUGAAGUCAGGAGAACUUACAGUCUCUGUGCCUUUAAAUAUAGAUGAGAUUUCUCAGUUUGGCGAUGGUUCCCGUGAGCUGUUUGUCAAGUCAAGUUGCUAUAGCGCCAUUCCAAUCACCACCACCGACCGCGGCCCCAUCAUCAGCUGGGUCUUCUCCUCAGAACCAAAGAGCAUCUCUUUUACUGUGAUGUACAGAGAGACACUUGAUACACCUGUCGAGCAGGCAAAGGUCUUGAUACCGUUGACCCGCUGUAACUCGCACAAAGAGACCAUACGGGGUCAACUGAAAGUCCGUAAUCCUGGAAUCUACAUGCUCAUAUUUGACAAUUCUUUCUCCAGAUUUCUUUCCAAGAAGGUCAACUACCACCUCACCAUUGAGAAGCCAAUAGUCUAUGAUGGAAGUGACUUGCCAUAGAUUUGCCAUUCGUUUGUUUGUUUUAUCUUUAUUUAUUUGAAACCUCUUUGAGUUUUAGUUGAGUUUGUUUUAGUUGAGUUUUAUAUAUUUAGUCUCUUAUAGAUUGAAUUAGAUCUGUUGCAGUUUUGACAAUAUAUGUCCCUACUACAGGAAGACAAUUGUUUUUAUCAGUGAUACAGAUUGAUUUGUAGCAAACCUGAAAGAUCCUUGCAAUUUUCCGCGUUGUAAAACAGCCACAAAAUAAGCUAGUUGUUGUUUUUUGCCAUCAUUUUACACUACAUUUUCAUUACAGUUUAACAGAUGGCAAUGGUUACAAUAUUAAAUCUGAGCCAUGUUAAACCUCUGUCCGGUGUUAGGACAUAAACAAAAUAAAAAAAAACUAAAAUAUGAUGAUAAAUAUGCUGCGUAAAUGGCAAUAAGCAUCUAAUGAUAAGCCCUGACUUGUCACUGUAAGGAAAACACUAUUAUUAUACACAUGUUGUUAUAUAUGCAGAUAGUAUACAUGCAAAUGUGGCACUUUGUUGAUUUGUUUACUGCAUACAAUAAGUUUGAAUUGAAUAUAUCAUUAUUUUCUUUGUUAAUGCACUUUUGCAUCAUAUUUUUCGUAACACUAAUGUCAUGGUUUUUUUUUUUUAGAAAUAAUGGACUUGUGAUGUUAGCGUCACUUUGAUCUCAUCCAGAAUGUUCGUCUCAUUUCAGUUUCAUGAGUCAAUUAGACGCUAAUUGUUGUGACAAACUUUGGUCCUGAAACAUUGUGACUGUUAACUGCGGGUUUAAUGAACACAUUUUUAAUCACUUUGAAUGCAAGACACACAUUUUCAGGGUUAGGGUUCAUUUAUAAUUUACUCGGUGACAAAGCAAAACUAAACUGCUGCUUUAAUGAAGAUCUGUUUAUAUAUUUAUAAGACAUCUCAGUGAUUGAACUCUCUAUGUGCAAUUUUAAAUAUUUUCUUAAUGGGUCUUGUACUUUUUGAGAAGUCAAAUGGUAUUUUGAAUUAAUUGGAUCUACUUUUAAAGUAAUUUUAAAUGCUUUUUAGAAAAUUGUGAAAAAUUGUUGAAUGUCACAGACGUAUGUGUUCAUCUAUGCAAUCACAAUUUGAUGUUUACAAAUCGCAAACCUUUUAAGUGUAAUAAAGUUUGAUGUUUUAAUAAAUCCAUUAUUUUGAAA
Misgurnus anguillicaudatus (oriental weatherfish) is the source of this 5850-nucleotide messenger RNA. Lineage: Eukaryota; Metazoa; Chordata; Actinopteri; Cypriniformes; Cobitidae. The record is from RefSeq and is a predicted model, not a curated record.